AUGGUUUGUGAUGAACGUAAUUUGCGGUACAGGCAGGAAAUGCGGUCUACUGAUGAAGGAGAUAUACCGUUAAUAGUGCAGACGUGGUCGAUAUGGCUGUUUACAAGAUGGAAAUCAAAAAUACUAAAUGAAACCACAAUGUCCACAGAUACAAUAACCCCGGCUCCACUACAACUACUUUCACUGACACUCAACCGCACAAACAUUAUCAACGACGUGUCGUCAACCGUCAUACCACCAGUCGGAACUGCCUUGCCUCCAAACUAUCACCUGGCAUACUUUCCCACACGUGUCUACGAAAAAGACUUGUCCCCCGAUGGAUACUUGACUACUCAUUCUCCACCGCCGCCUUUUCUUCAACGCAUGUGGGCAGGUGGUGAGUUGCUUUUUGAUAAUUGGAACCCGUUGAGAGUAGGACAGCAUGUGAAUAUGGAAACAAAGUGCCGUAACGUUGAGGUGAAACAUGGUGCACUUGGUGGGGAGAAUGUUUUUGUGUGGAUAGAUAGAGAUAUGGGGAAUAAACAUGGGUUUAGUGUACGGGACACGAGAUGUUUGGUGUAUAUGAGAAGAUCGGUCCUGAAGGAGAAGCAGCGAAAGAUUGUUAAAGUAAACUACAAAGCAGAUUUUGAAAAAAUAAUUCAUCCUACAACUAUAUUGCUAUUUCGAUAUUCCGCGUUAACAUUUAAUAGUCACCUAAUACAUUACGAUCAUAAAUAUGCCGCGGAAGUAGAAGGGCACGAAGGUUGUCUAAUUCACGGGCCACUAACAUGCACAUUACUCUUAGAUCUUGUACGUGAUAGCAUUCCCGAGCCGUCAGCACGAAUAAAAUCAUUUACAUAUCGAGCUUUAAGCCCAUUAGUUGUUGGCAAACCUUUCAAAAUAUGCGGAAAACGUAAUCUUAAUGCAAUUUCAUCUAAUAGCUUCAAGGAAGGUGGCAGUGACGUUUCUUAUGAUCUUUGGGCGGAGAAUAAUGAGGGUGGUCUGGCAAUGAAAGGAACCGCAUUGAUCGAAUUUUUAUAA
This is a messenger RNA of Ambispora leptoticha, 1020 nucleotides long. The record is from the annotation of a GenBank genome assembly. NCBI's taxonomy places the organism in Eukaryota, Fungi, Glomeromycota, Glomeromycetes, Archaeosporales, Ambisporaceae.